Molecule: messenger RNA, 549 nt
Organism: Ictalurus punctatus (channel catfish)
Lineage: Eukaryota; Metazoa; Chordata; Actinopteri; Siluriformes; Ictaluridae
Product: protein argonaute-2-like
Exons: 3
Coding region: 9-389 (126 amino acids)
Biological process (GO): regulatory ncRNA-mediated gene silencing
Cellular component (GO): P granule
Molecular function (GO): piRNA binding
Source: RefSeq, a predicted model, not a curated record
ACAGUGUAAUGAACAGAAUCUGCUGUUUGUCAAUAACUGGAAUCUGUUCUGGGAGCGUCCUAGGUUGUUUUGUCCUGAUGGCCUGCACCCCAGCAGCCUCGGAGCGGAACUGCUGUCUGACAACAUCUCCAAGACGCUACACACCAAGUGACUGUCUACCGUACGACUUCAUCGUGAGUCACAAAGUGCGCUUCAGCAGCGUGGCCCCCACUCACUACAACGUGGUGUACGACAGCAGUGUCCUCAAACCAGACCACAUGCAGAGACUCACCUACAAACUCUGCCACAUGUAUUACAACUGGCAGGUGUUGAGAGCUCAGUGGAGGAUACGUUUGGCUCGGAUCAGGAGGAUCCUUAGGCUCUUGCCGGAGUUUCUGCACAUGUGGUAAGUGCAGGAGUCAACACCUGUUUCAGUGUUUAUUUACAGUCACAGCGUUUAACCUCACGCUUCCUACCUCGCCAGGCAGAUCAUGUCCGAGGUCAAGGCACUCACUCAGAUCACAGAUGCGUUAAAGUAACGUCUGAACUUAUUCACUCUUAUUCGCUGUC